CUGCGCGCCGGGCGUGAGCGGGAGAACGGCGGCCAGAUCGCUGGCGGCGAGACCCGCGCGUGGUGUCGCUCCCGCACCCCAGCCUCUAGCAACCAGGAUUUGCUUUCACCUUGUUCUGGACUGAGGGACCCAUGAUUGAGUUACCCGAGAAGGAGAAAACCCGUUCCGGGUGAGCCCAGGCCGCCCCGGAAAUGCGAUGGCGGAGGAGCGGGCACCCAGGACCAGACAGAGGUGGGAGACGAGGCUGGAGAUGUAACCAUGAUUUUGGCGGUCACCACCCCACCCGAGGGAGGCCAGAAUCGCCAGUGCUUUGGGACCACCCACGUUUCCCAGGAUGUUCCUCUCCUGAAUUGGGCUUCAAACUGGAUUCUCCUGGUUCAGAUAAUGAGCUCUGAGUGUGUAACAGUGACAAUGGCAUAAUCUGCAUUAACAUCGCACAACUUGAAGACAUGACAAUUAAGGAACACACAUUGACUUGUGGCACAUGGAUAUAUGUGCACAAAAAAAGGAAAUCUAUAAUGCUUUAAAGAUAGGAAGACAUUCUUCCUCACCAAAAUGGGUACAUUCUGCUCAGUUAUCAAGUUUGAAAAUCUCCAAGAAUUAAAGAGACUGUGUCACUGGGGUCCCAUUAUAGCCCUUGGUGUUAUAGCAAUAUGUUCUACAAUGGCUAUGAUUGACUCUGUGUUGUGGUAUUGGCCCUUACAUACAACUGGAGGAAGUGUGAAUUUCAUCAUGUUGAUAAAUUGGACUGUCAUGAUUCUUUAUAAUUACUUCAAUGCCAUGUUUGUUGGUCCUGGCUUUGUCCCUCUGGGGUGGAAACCGGAAAAUUCUCAGGAUAGCAGGUACCUCCAGUACUGUCAAGUCUGCCAAGCAUACAAGGCACCGCGGUCACAUCACUGCCGAAAGUGUAACAGGUGUGUGCUGAAGAUGGACCAUCACUGUCCUUGGAUCAACAACUGUUGUGGUUACCAAAAUCAUGCUUCCUUCACACUGUUUCUCUUGUUAGCACCAUUGGGUUGUAUUCAUGCUGCCUUCAUUUUUGUUAUGACGAUGUAUACACAGCUUUAUAACCGGCUCUCCUUUGGGUGGAACACGGUAAAGGUCGAUAUGAGUGCAGCCCGGAGAGAUCCUCUUCCUAUUAUUCCGUUUGGAUUAGCUGCAUUUGCUGCCACCUUGUUUGCCUUGGGAUUAGCUUUAGGAACAACCAUAGCCGUUGGGAUGUUGUUUUUUAUCCAGAUGAAAAUAAUUCUCAGAAACCAGACUUCUAUUGAAUCAUGGAUUGAAGAAAAGGCUAAAGAUCGAAUUCAGUAUUAUCAACUAGAUGAAGUCUUUGUUUUUCCUUAUGACAUGGGAAGUCGAUGGAAGAACUUUAAACAGGUGUUUACCUGGUCAGGGGUCCCAGAAGGAGACGGCCUGGAGUGGCCAGUAAAAGAAGGCUGUCACCAGUACAGCUUAACAAUAGAACAGUUGGAACAAAAAAAAGAUAAAAGAGUAAGAAGUGUUCGGUAUAAAGUAAUAGAGGAUUACAGUGGUGCCUGCUGCCCUUUGAAUAAAGGAAUCAGAACAUUCUUCACGAGCCCCUGCACCGAAGAGCCUCGGAUAAGGCUGCAGAAAGGGGAGUUCGUUUUAGCCACAAGGGGUUUACGGUAUUGGUUGUAUGGAGACAAAAUUCUUGAUGAUUCCUUUAUAGAAGGUGUUUCAAGAAUAAGAGGGUGGUUCCCUAGAAACUGCGUGGAAAAGUGUCCCUGUGAUGCUGAGACAGAUCAAGCCCCAGAGGGUGAGAAGAAAAAUAGAUAGCCACUAUUAAAAUAGUUACUCUUUAAGUCCGCCCCAUUACUUGAAAACUCUACAUAUCACUAAAGAAUUAUGCAAUGAGCCUACUCUGGUUAAGGUGUUCUUUUUCUCAAAGGUGCCCUAGUGCCACGAUCUAAAUAUUUUUAUGAUCAUUUUGAAAUGGAGAAGCCAUUCUGCAUAUGCCUUUGAAUUCCUGCCCCUCUUUGCCACCUCGUUCUCACCCCAAAAGGAAAAGCACUUCACCCAAGUCAGUCACUUGCAUUUUCCUUAGGAUCUUUUAUGCACUGCACAGUAGGGACCUCACCUGCAGAUCCAGUUCCCCCUUUGCCAGGAGCAUCUGCAUGUGAUGCUUUUAUCUUGUUUCCCCCUGUUGAUGUUUAUUAUGUAAUAUUCUAGACACUGUAGAACUUAAUUUGUCAGAUUCAAUAUAAGCCCAAAUUUUGUUACUUGUCUUUUAAUAUGCUUAUUUUGUCGAAUCAAAUAAAGAUCAAUGGAUGUU
Molecule: messenger RNA, 2293 nt
Organism: Molossus molossus (Pallas's mastiff bat)
Lineage: Eukaryota; Metazoa; Chordata; Mammalia; Chiroptera; Molossidae
Gene: ZDHHC6
Product: zinc finger DHHC-type palmitoyltransferase 6
Exons: 11
Coding region: 556-1797 (413 amino acids)
Biological process (GO): protein palmitoylation
Cellular component (GO): Golgi apparatus
Molecular function (GO): palmitoyltransferase activity; protein binding
Source: RefSeq, a predicted model, not a curated record